UGAUGCGGCAAUAAAUGUACCAUAACAACUAUAACAAUAAGAACGCUCGCAAUACCUGUGCGGGCAUGGUGGCAAUCAGCGGCAACAAUAAAAACAAACCGCUGCUUACAAUCAGGACACUAAUGGAUUGGCUUUAUUUAUAAUUCAAUGAAAAUGCAAAUUUCGAAAGAAAGUUUAUUUUUAAAUAUCAGCAAUUAUUCAAUUCCAUUUACUAGUAAUCCGAGUAAUGGAUGUGAAUAGCCCAAAAACAAGCUCAAACAAAAAAAACAAGAAAAAUACAUUUAAAGGAAACAACAAAAAAGCGCACAAAAACAAUAAUAAAACAAAGAAUUGAACGUCACGAAAAGUCGUGAAACCCCAAAAACAUAUGCAACACUUGCGUACACAUUCGUACACACAAACGCCACGUAGGAGGCAAGAGCGUAAGGUGGCAAUUGCUGUGAUGCAGAAAGUAGCGGUGAAAUGCAAAGAUUCUAUAGAACAAAGAAACAUUUUGUAUUGGGAAACAAGAAAAUGACGAUAAAAAAAGUAGCGUGCUGGAAGACCGAGAGAGAGAAAGAGAACAAUUGAGCAAAUACGAGAUAGAUAUAUAGAAAGAUAGAGAGUAUGCAAGACGGAAAAUGGUAUUGGAAAAGCUUUUGAAGCUUUGCAUGAAACGUCAUCAAUGGAAAUUAACCAGACCAGAGCAGACCACUGAAGGCAUUGGCACACUCGAUCAGCCAGCAGGUCAUUUGUGUCUCUGUCCGACGCUGAGACUGUGCAGUGGAUAUCGCGGAUCGAUCGAUCGCCGACGAACUGAUCGCAGACGGUGGCUAGCACGAGUAUCCAAACGCGUAUGGAGCAGUCAAUCACAACGUAGACAAAUUUAGUAUUCAGCGGCAUAUAAACGUAUUUCAAAUAUUUCUACAACACCCAACAAAGCGAUAAUUCUCAGAAAUACAAGUUCAAAAUCAAUUUUGCACACGCAAUACUUAAAAUAAAAUAAAAACAAAAGUAUAGCAAAACAAGCAAAAACACAAAACAAAACAAAAAAAUAGACGCUAAAUAACAAAAGGGAAUAAACUUCGGAGAAGUGCCGUGUUUUCGUUGUUAUACGUAUAUGCCAAAGUUUGCGAGGUCACUGAAAUUUUAACAAGUUUUUUGUUGUGAAUGCGUUUGUGUACAUAUGACAUAUGCGAAAUUUCGGCCAAAUCUACGGUAAUUAAUACGGAAUAGCAGUGCGCGAAUCGCUAGAAAACACUUGGGGCAACACACUCGAACCUUGAGUUGAGCCAAGAGCCGUGAAAAGUUGUGUAGCAACUCAGUGAAAGUUUAGUGUUCCGAACUGGCGGUAAUUAGUGAACAGGAAAUGAUGAAGCACGAUAGCAGUAUCAAGCCGAUACCUAUAGGAAAUCCAAGCAUAGCCACCGGUCAAGUUUCAGGCACUUCGUCAUUAAAGCGUGGACUGUGGCGAAACCGCAAUGAGGUGGAUGCGUCAGUUUGCGCACGAAGUCCCAUCACUAAGGCGUUUGAUUUCCUGCCUUGGGGACGCAACAAGAAAACUGCUGACAAAACACAGCAGCAACAACCACAGCUGCACCAGCAAAAGCAGCAGCCAAAACAACAGCCAUCAUCUGCCGCAAAGUCAACAAAUAGCAGCGCUCACAACAAUACCAGCAGCACAAGCACAAAUACUAAUGCCUCAACUACAAUUGCGACGGAUAAGGAUAAGGAGGCAGGUAUACAUUACCAUCGGAAUAUUUUUCGCAGCGGGGGUGGCCUUAUACGCGACAUUCUCGGCGGCGAUAAGUUGAAUAAAGAGAAAACCAGCAACAAUAAAUCGGAGCUGCCACUGAAAAAUUCCACCCAGCGCCAGAAGCCCAAGCAGGUAGUAGCGAGAAACAAAAGUUUAGAUAUACACGAACUUAUCAAUACUGUGGAGAACGAAUUGAGUGGGGAAAAGCAGAAGAAUGGGCGUAGUCAGUUCAUGGACGACACGUUCAUUGAGAAUAUUAUGCGUGCCAAGGAAGCUUACCGUCAGGCCAAUAACGAUUUGAUGGAUGAAGAAAAGCCAGAAGAUUAUAGAUUUGUGGAUGGCACCGAUGAAGUUGAGGGCGGUCGUCACGAACUGACGCAGCAAAGGCAACAACAUACCAGUGAUGAACAGCUAGAGUGUGUGCCCUCGGGCAGCAUCAGCAUUGGUGCCCCACCAUCGCGACAUAUUCUCUUCAACGACGAGGACAUUGUCUAUCUGAUAAAGAAAGAGCUUCCGGUCAAACGGGAAAUGAGCAAAACCAAACGUAAAGUAUCUACCAACCAUUCGCCAAUGAACGAAAAGGAGCAGCAGUCCUAUCAGCAAUACCAUCAUCAUUACCACCAGCAGCCACAGCAGCAACAGCAACAACAAAGAGAACGAGAACGAGACCAUGAACGUGGAAGGGACCGUCAGGAACGUGGUGAAAGUGUAUUGCGUACGCGUUUUAAAUUCAAGAAAUUGACACCGGAAGGCACACCACUGCCGGAGCGUAGAUCAACAUCGGCCCAAAUGCUCAACAAUCAACAGUGUCACAAUCAAAGCGACUACAAUGGUGUUGAAUAUGCCCAACCCAAUGCACGCAUGUACCAGACAUCAAGGUCGGUCAUUGAUAAUUAUGGCACAAACCUCAGUGAUUGUGGAAAGCGUAGCAUUCUGCAGCGACAAAACACUUCACCUGCUCUAAUUAGUUUGGCAGGAGAAAACGGUAGUGUAAAUGGAAAUGGAGGCAGCUACAGUCCAGAAAAUCGACGACGACACCAUCAACUGUUUCAGCGUGGCGAACAACGUGUACAGCUGCAACGCCGGAAAUCGUUCACAGACUACGACAACACACCACUAGGCAAUUGCAGUUCCAGCAGUAGUAUGGCAAGUGGCGGUGGCAGUGCUGGUGUGCCCAGCACCGAUCCACCGCGCGGAGAAAAACCUCGUAAGAAGCUCUCCUUUCGCGAACCAGUAGCAGAUAAGCCACGAAUACGACGUCGUAGCUCACCCCUACAGCAUUCACAAUAUAUCGGUGCCGAUGGCAAAGUUCAUGACAUGGACGCGACAGACGCGGCUGUUAACACUGCAAUGGACCUGAGUAAUGGGUUUGUCAAUACGAAUGCGAACAAAGUGAGCUGUGAUAAUUUGAGUUCCGGCAGCAAUAGCACAGCUUUAAUGGUCUUACCUGAUAACCGCAAUUACACUGCUCAGUUGAGCAACAUAACAGUAGACGCAACAGGAAACUGUUAUGUGGAUAAUGCUAAUUUAACAUUGGACUUUGAGUCACAGGCGAUGCGAAUUGUACGCACCGUCGGCCAAGCCUUCGAAGUAUGUCACAAGUUCAAUCUUCAUAAGAAUUCCUUGGAUCACAACGACGAACGCUCGGAUGUCUCAUCGGAGUUGCUAGAUGUUGAACGCAUUUCAGAACAGCAGUUGACAGAUGAUGAGGUGGACAAAAAAGAGCCAUUGACUGCUGUGACGGACAUAAAGCCCCCUCAAAGACCGAAUCAUCUGGAAUUGGUGCCACAGACCAGUUCAAAUAUGCGCAAAUCACCGAGUUUGCUGACUGCUGAUGAAGAUAAAUCACCUACUACACCCUCAUCACCGAGCCAUGAAAUUAGCAAACUAAAGGAUCAAUUGGAGCAACAGGCCAUACAAACGCGUCAGGCAUUGGCGCAAUUGAUGUUGGUACGGGAGCAGCUCAUAUCGGAAACGAAUGCGCGCAUCGAGGCGCAGGCACGCACUCAGCAACUGUUACAGCAGAAUCGCGAGCUGCUCGAGCAUUUGGCUUCACUGGGCGCCUAUAAUGAACAACAGAGCGCCGGACUGACAUCGGCCAACAUCGGCAUGGCACCACAGCUGCAAAUGUUUUUACAAGCUACUGGCAACAACAACAAUUUGGCUACCAUCAAUCAACAAAUCAACAGCCUUGGCUCCAUCAACCAGCAGCUAACAUCACUCAGUCAUCAGCUGAGUGGUUUGAAUCAGCAAAGUCAAAAUAUACAAAAUUUCCAGAAUAUUAAUGCAGCACAUCAACAACACCAACAGCAGCCAUCACCGCCGGCCUCAGUUGCUGUUCAACAACAGUUGACGCCACCCAGCUCAAACGCCUCAAUGCAACAUUUGAAUAUCGCCACGACGGCGAGAGCUGCCAAUAGCAGCAACAGCAGCACCAUCAACAACAACAGCAGCAACAACAAUACUGGCGGCAGCAACAGUUCAUUCCCCACAAUGAACCAAUUGCAAAGCAUUAGCAAUCAACUGCAGCAACUUAACGCGCAGGCUACGCAAUCACAGCAGGACGCGCUAUCCAAAGAUCUUUUUCAGGUCAAUCAGGAGCUGCUGAAUCGCCUACAGGCGCUUAACCUGGGCGCUAGUAAUGCCAACGCGCUAACGUCACUGACCAAUGCUCAGCAAACGCCCUCGCCUCGCAAUUCAUUCUUCUUCGUCAAUCCUAUGUCCUGCAGUCCGGCCAACAACAACAACACCGCUAGCAAUUUCAAUUUCCUCAGCUCGCCAAGCACGCUGUCGGGUCAGCUGACUCCAUCGCCGAUGAGCACACUCACGCGCAAUUCAUAUACACAUAGCCCACAGCUACAACAGCAAAACGAAGCGGAAGCGUUACGACUUAGCAGCAUCGAUCAGAAUUUGAACAACCUUAUAGACGAACAACUGAUGAAGCCACUAAGCGGGCCAAUAGUAUCGGCCAGUUCUAAUGGCAACAUAGCCGCGAGCAGUACCUCUGGUACGCGCGAAUCUAGCCGCUCCUCGUCGACGCUGGACUCAACAUCGCCAUCAUCGCCACGCAUACGCAGUGCCAACAACGAGCCACGCUUCAACACAGUGAUGCUAAAGGUCACCGACGAAGCGGGCAACGUGACUAACCAGCGAAAACUCUCGGCCACUCCGAGUUUCAUACAGCGCAGCACCAGCGAAAAAGUGCCAAAUCGGAGCCAAAUUAUGAGCCAGGUACAACGCACAGCUUGGGCGCGUCACACCACCAAAUAACAGCAGGAAACAGGCAAAGGCGGCAACAGCUGUGUGGAUGGCAUUAUAAUAGAGAUCUAGUUGGGACUAAGUAGGGUGGGUGGGAUUUUUAUCAAUACACAAUAAGGCAGAGUAGCGUUGGGCGUUCAAUGUUGUCGAUUGUGCUUCAGAAAUAAAAUUUUUCUUAUACAUACUUAUAUAGUUAUAAAAGUAGGUUAUGUUAAAAAUACUCAUACAUACAUAGAUACAAAUACUUAUGUAUCUUAAGGGAGUAUUACAUACAGAUGAUGCGAUAGAUUGGUCCAUCGUAGAGAAAUUUCAUAUCUAUUAGAAUUAGUGCAGUCCAUUAAUAAACUGGUAGGAAGCUCCAAAGAACUUCAAUUAAUAAAUUUAGUUACUGUAACACGGCUUGUUUUUUAUUGUAACAGUUUUUAUUUAGUUAACAGUAUUAAUAUGUACCAAAAAAUGUAAAGUGAAAUUUAAGUUUAAAAUUUGUUGGCUUUAAAUUGAAAAUUUGAAUUUUUUGAUGCUUACAGUGAGAGGGUUUUAAACAAAGUAGAGGUGGUCUCCGUGAAUUUCGGUAUUGUCAAUUACAGGUUCUGACCUCAAAUAUGUCAACACUAAUCUUGAGAAACGACCAAUGAUUAAUGGCCCGCAUUUUAAGCGCACUGAAAUAUUAGAGAUUGGUUUCGUUUGGUUGGAAAGUCACAUCGGAAUAUGUAUACAUAUAUAUGUAUGUAUGCGUUAUGUUAAUACAUGAAUGAAGGGAGCUCCAUUGCUAUUAUUCUUGUUUAAAAAACGGAUAUCUGAUAUAUUUUAAUGUAUAUUUGGCAGAGCGUUGCCAAUUGGAGUUUUGUGGACGAGGGAGUAAUUUUGCAUCGUAAUAGUAUAUGUGAGAUUCGUAUACAAAAUGUUUGCUUUUAUUAUGGAUGAAAUUGAAAAAGUCUUGAUAUCUUAGCAUUCUUUUAUUUUCGACAUUUCCAGUUUUGUUUUACUUCAUCUUCGAGACGUAUAAGGUCGAAAAAAGUUCUGAUCAAAAAUCCCUCGUUUUUGAAAUUUGUCUUCUAAAUAACACUGCACAACAGCAUUUCUGAUGAUUGGGUUAUGAUACAUGUUUUUAGUCCAAUUUGUAAUGACAAUUUCAAAUCUGUAACUGAAAUUCCUGUAUCAGCUCUAUAUGACACAUUUGACUUUUUGUAAUAUAUUAAAACACUAUAGAUUUAAAGAUUAUUUUAUUUUAUUGCCUUCUUAAGUUUAAAAAAAUUUUCUUUUAUAUGAUUUCCUUGCUGAAGUUGAAGGCAUAGAACUGUUGUUAAUGCUCCAACAAUCGUCGGCCAUCAUGUGUAUGUUCCACUAACCUUGAUAGCGUUCCUCCAUCGUACGAAGGUCCUGGUGGAAUCGCUCGCCCUGUUCUUCGCUGAGAUCCCCAAGAUUGGCUGGAAAAUAGUCCAGAUGGUUGUGAAGAAAGUGUAACUUAAUGCUCAUAUUACAUCCAACCGUUUGGAAGUGACCCAUUAGUUGUUCGAUGUGCUGAGAAUAGUCAGAACUUUUCUUAUUUCCUAAGAAAUUUUGAACAAGCCAAACAAACUCAUUCCAUGCCAUUUUCUCAAUCGCUGUCAUAGUGUCUAUGAAAUUUGAGUCUUUUAUUAACGACCUUAUCUGUGGCCCGUCAAAAAUACCCGCUUUUAUCUUUUCUGCACUCAAUUUUGGAAACUUUUUAGACAGAAAAAGAAAACAAUUUCCAUUUUUGUCAAGAGCUUUAACAAAUUGUUUUAUAAGCCCCAGUUUUAUAUGUAACGGAGGUAAAAUUAUACGGUGGGUUUAUCACGUUCUGUUGUCCUGGUACUAGCGCUUCCCGAGCAGGCCAAUUUUUUUUAAUCCAAUGUUGAUUUUUAGCUCUACUAUCCCAUAAGCAAAGAAAACAGGAAACUUUGUGUAACCACCUUGUUGGCCUAAAAGAAAGUUUACCAUUUUUAAAUCGACACAUAUGACCCAAUUGUGUUCCGCAUAUUUAAUUUUGUCUAAAACCAGAACAAUAGUUGUAUAUUCUUCUUUUACUUUAGUAGAAUGUGCAAUAGGCAAUGAGUCCAAUUUCUUCCCAUUGUGUAAGAGAACACAUUUUAAACUCCGUUUUGAUGAACCUAUAAAUAAACGCCACUCACUCCCAUUGCAGCCAGUAAACCAGGUACAUUUUUACAAAAUACAAAGUCAUCUUCUUCAGCAAAAUAUUCAAGGAAAGUUUCCCAGAUCUCUAAUGAGGUCGUUUAAAUCAUCUUGGUUAAAUGGUUUUGGUGUUCCCAGGUCACAAUCAAAGUCACUAUCGCUAUUGUCUGUUUUUGCCUCAAAAUGUAAAGGUUCUUCCUGUGAAGCACCAGGUUGAGGUACAGAUGACAUCGUAGGGCUCAAAACACGUCUAUGUGCCAAUCGUAUGGAAGGAUAUUCCCAUUUGCCUCGAUGUUUUCAGUUAAUGCCAGUUAUUUUUACCAUACAGAAAUAACAGUCGUCGUGGUGGUUCACAGGUUCAAUCCAGAUCAUAGCAGUUUCGUAUCUAAAUUUAUUCCUUUCUUAUUCGUCCACAAAACGUAGAAACUCAACGCACGUUUUGCAUACCUUUUGUGAAAUCCAAGGCUUAUUUUUCAUUUCCAUUGGGUGACCGAAGUAAAUUUUGUACGCCUCAUUUACGCACGAUGUCACAUUCAAACGGUUUUCUUGAAACGUAUAUGUUUCUCCGCAAAUAAAACAAAAACUAUUCCGGUCAUUUAUACAAACUCGUCUUGACGAUGCCAUAACAAAUAAUAUUAAGAAAACUUAAUAUUUGUUUAAAUAUUCGUCAAUUAACACUGAAAUAUAGUGAAUUUUUUGUGAUAGCUAUAACUCGUAAACAAGAGCUGUUACAAAAAAAUGAGGAUAUAUUUAGAAUCAGCGUUGUCAAAUUAGUAAACAUCAAGUAUCAAAAGUCAUUCAUCAGACAAAAAGUGCGAUUUUGUUUU
Molecule: messenger RNA, 7974 nt
Organism: Anastrepha ludens (Mexican fruit fly)
Lineage: Eukaryota; Metazoa; Arthropoda; Insecta; Diptera; Tephritidae
Product: hybrid signal transduction histidine kinase A
Exons: 7
Coding region: 1349-5005 (1218 amino acids)
Molecular function (GO): nitric-oxide synthase binding
Source: RefSeq, a predicted model, not a curated record